This is a messenger RNA of Microstroma glucosiphilum, 579 nucleotides long. RefSeq lists its product as hypothetical. The coding region runs from base 180 to 503 and encodes 107 amino acids. The transcript has 2 exons. The record is from RefSeq and is a predicted model, not a curated record. Lineage: Eukaryota; Fungi; Basidiomycota; Exobasidiomycetes; Microstromatales; Microstromataceae.
CUCCUCCUCGCCUCUGUCCUCCUGGCCGUUCAGGUAACUGCCAGCUUCCAAAAAGUUCCCCUCUCCCACAGAAAUGUAGCCAAGCAGGAGCUCGAGGCGCAUUCAAUGACAAUGAAGACUUCGAAGAGCUCGAGGGACGAUCCACCUCAGCCUUCCCCAAGCUGCUGAGGCAGACGACCAUGCGAAGGCACAACGAGCUACGAGCAAAGCAUGUCAACACUCCCGACCUCAAGUGGUCUGAUGAGCUGGCCACCUAUGCCAAGAACUGGGCCGAAAAGUGCAACGUCGACCCCCUCGAGCACAGCAACGGAAACAAGUACGCCGAGUCCAUUGCCAACUACCCUUCUCUCAAGUCUGCCAUUGCAGGCUUUUACUCCGAGGUCUCGGACAUUGACUGGUCCAACAUCCAGUACUCCCAGGGCGGACACUUCAUCAACAUGAUCUACAGGUGCGUACGAGUUGAUCCAUGCUCAAGGGGGAGAAGCGAGGAUAAUGGCUCUUGAAGCAGUGCUUCACCGAUACUGACCUCUACGUAUUCUGUCUGCCCUCUGUCCCUCGCGGCUGACAGUCUGACCACCC